CGGGGGCGGCGGUGACGUCAGGCGCUGUCCGCGGUGCUGAGGGAAGAUGGCGGCGCGCUAGAGCCGGGCGGCGGCCAGGGCCCCCCGCGCCCCCCGCGCCCCCCGGCGCCCACACCGCCGCCAUGUCGCUGCUCUGCGUCGGAGUUAAAAAGGCCAAGUAUGAUGGGCCCCAAGAGAAGUUUAACACCUACGUGACCCUGAAGGUGCAAAAUGUCAAGAGCACGACCAUUGCAGUGCGGGGCAACUUGCCCUCCUGGGAGCAGGACUUCAUGUUUGAGAUCAAUCGGCUGGACUUGGGCCUGACUGUGGAGGUGUGGAACAAGGGGCUCAUCUGGGACACCAUGGUGGGCACGGUGUGGAUCCCCCUCCGGACCAUCAGGCAGUCCAAUGAGGAGGGCCCUGGGGAAUGGCUCACACUCGACUCCCAGGUCAUCAUGACCGACAACGAGAUUUCGGGCACCAAGGAUCCGACUUUCCACCGCAUCCUCCUCGACACGCGCUUCGAGCUGCCGCUGGAUAUCCCUGAAGAGGAGGCCAGGUACUGGGCCAAGAAACUGGAGCAGCUUAACGCGAUGCGGGACCAGGAUGAUUAUGCCUUCCAGGAGGAGCAGGAAAAGCCUCUGCCUGUGCAUGGCUCCCAGUGCUGCAACUGGAAUUAUUUUGGCUGGGGAGAACAGCAGAACGAUGACCCCGACAGUACCGUGGAUGACCGGGACAGUGACUACCGCAGUGAGACCAGCAACAGCAUCCCCCCACCCUACUACACCACGUCCCAGCCCAACGCCUCUGUGCACCAGUACCCCAUGAGGCACCAGCAGCAGAGCUCCCGCGACUCCUACACGGACUCCAUGCAGAGCUACGAGAUGGACUACUCGGACCAGGCUCCCAUCAGACGCUAUGGUAGCGUAGACUCUGCCGCAAACGGACGCAGCGACGCUGAGUCCGGUUCUGAGUCGAGCAGGCGGACCAGCCGCCAGCCUUCCCUUGAGAGCAGGCGGUCCCUAGACCUAUCGGAUAGCCCCACAGGGAGCAGCCGCUACGCCUCGUCGGCCGAGCUGAGCCAGGGCAGCUCCCAGCUGAGCGAGGACUUCGAGAACGAGAGCCUGAGGGACUCGGAGCUGGACGAGAGGGACGGGGACUCCUACCACUCCUGCCACAGCUCCGUCAGCUACCGCAAGGACUCGCCGCGCUGGGAGGAGGAGGAUGAUGAUGAUCUCUACCUGGAGGAGGAGGAGGAAGAGUUCAUUGAGGACUACAGCGAGACUGAGGAAGGCUACCCCAAGGAAGAGGAGUUGGAAGAGGAGGAGGAGGAGGAACUGCGGGAGCAGGACACCUAUGAACCCCCUGAGCAUGAAACAUACCCACCACCACAGAAACCCCUGCCACAGCAGCAGCAGCAGCAACAGGUCCCACAGCAGCAGCAGCAACAGCAGCAGCAACAGCAGCAGCAACAACCCCAGCUGGUCCCACAGCAGAAACCUCAGCAGCAGGAAAGGAAGGAGGAGAGGAAAGAGGAGAGGAAAGAGGAAAGGAAGGAGGAGAAGGACACCUCUGCUCCCCAGGAAGCCCCUGAGGCCCUCCAGGCCCAGCGGGCAGAGGAGGAAGCUCCCCUGCAAGAGGCAGCCCUGGAGACUGAGCCCGCAAAACCGGCUGAGAGGGAGCCAGCAGAAGAGGAGGUGCAGGACCCCAAAGCACGAGCCAAAGCCAACUGGCUGAGAGCCUUCAACAAGGUCUGCAUGCAGCUGCAGGAGGCCCGCGGGGAAGGUGAUGGAGAAAAAUCCCUGUGGUUCAAAGGCGGGCCUGGUGGUGGGCUGAUCAUUAUAGACAGCAUGCCGGACAUUCGCAAGCGAAAACCCAUCCCCCUAGUUAGCGAUUUGUCCCUGGUCCAGUCCAGGAAAGCAGGAAUCACAUCUGCGCUGGCCUCGAGCACCUUGAACAAUGAGGAGCUGAAAAACCAUGUUUACAAGAAGACCCUGCAAGCCUUAGUGUACCCCAUCUCCUGCACAACGCCCCACAACUUCGAGGUGUGGACGGCCACCACCCCCACGUACUGCUACGAGUGUGAGGGGCUGCUGUGGGGCAUUGCCCGCCAGGGCAUGCGCUGUGCCGAGUGCGGCGUCAAGUGCCACGAGAAGUGCCAGGACCUGCUCAACGCUGACUGCCUGCAGAGAGCAGCAGAGAAGAGCUCCAAGCAUGGAGCAGAGGACCGGACCCAGAACAUCAUCAUGGUGCUCAAGGACCGCAUGAAGAUCCGGGAGCGCAACAAACCGGAGAUAUUUGAGCUGAUCCAGGAGGUGUUUGGGGUCAACAAGACCACACACACGCAGCAGAUGAAGGCGGUCAAGCAGAGUGUCCUGGAUGGCACCUCCAAAUGGUCAGCCAAGAUCAGCAUCACUGUGGUCUGUGCCCAGGGCCUGCAAGCAAAGGAUAAGACAGGUUCCAGUGACCCUUAUGUCACUGUCCAGGUUGGAAAGACAAAAAAAAGGACUAAGACUAUCUACGGCAAUCUCAACCCAAUCUGGGAGGAGAAUUUCCAUUUCGAGUGCCAUAACUCCUCUGACCGCAUCAAGGUCCGAGUGUGGGACGAGGAUGAUGACAUCAAGUCCCGCGUCAAGCAGCGCUUCAAGAGGGAAUCCGAUGACUUCCUGGGCCAGACCAUCAUCGAGGUCCGCACCCUGAGCGGGGAGAUGGAUGUCUGGUACAACCUCGACAAGCGCACAGACAAGUCUGCAGUGUCAGGAGCCAUCCGGCUGCACAUCAGCGUGGAGAUCAAGGGUGAGGAGAAGGUGGCUCCCUACCACGUUCAGUACACCUGCCUGCAUGAGAACCUGUUUCACUUUGUGACGGAUUUGCAAAACAACGGGGUGGUGAAGAUCCCCGACGCCAAGGGGGAUGAUGCGUGGAAGGUGUACUUUGAUGAGACAGCACAGGAGAUCGUGGAUGAGUUUGCCAUGCGCUAUGGGGUGGAGUCCAUCUACCAGGCCAUGACGCAUUUUGCCUGCCUCUCCUCCAAGUACAUGUGCCCCGGCGUGCCGGCGGUGAUGAGCACCCUGCUGGCCAACAUCAACGCCUACUACGCGCACACCACCGCCUCCAGCAACGCCAACGCCUCCGACCGCUUUGCCGCCUCCAAUUUCGGGGUAAGUCCCAUGAAAGAUCGCUUUGUCAAGCUCCUGGACCAGCUGCACAACUCCCUGCGCAUCGACCUCUCCAUGUACCGGAACAACUUCCCUGCCAGCAGCCCCGAACGGCUGCAGGACCUGAAGUCCACAGUGGAUUUGCUGACCAGCAUCACCUUCUUUCGGAUGAAGGUCCAGGAGCUGCAGAGCCCCCCACGAGCCAGCCAGGUGGUGAAGGACUGUGUGAAGGCCUGCCUCAACUCCACCUACGAGUACAUCUUCAACAACUGCCAUGAGCUCUACAGCCGCGAGUACCAGACAGACCCGACUAAGAAAGGUGAGGUGCCCCCCGAGGAGCAGGGCCCCAGCAUCAAAAACCUGGAUUUCUGGUCGAAGCUCAUCACCCUGAUUGUCUCCAUUAUUGAGGAAGACAAGAACUCCUACACACCCUGCCUGAACCAGUUCCCCCAGGAACUGAACGUGGGGAAGAUCAGUGCUGAGGUGAUGUGGAACCUCUUUGCUCAGGACAUGAAGUACGCGAUGGAGGAGCACGAGAAGCACCGCCUGUGCAAGAGCGCAGACUACAUGAACCUGCACUUCAAGGUGAAGUGGCUGUACAACGAGUACGUGACCGAGCUGCCCUCCUUCAAGAGCCGCGUGCCCGAGUACCCCGCCUGGUUCGAGCCCUUUGUCAUCCAGUGGCUGGAUGAGAAUGAAGAGGUGUCACGGGAUUUCCUGCACGGAGCGCUGGAGCGGGACAAGAAGGAUGGGUUCCAGCAGACCUCGGAGCACGCGCUCUUCUCCUGCUCCGUGGUGGAUGUCUUCUCCCAGCUCAACCAGAGCUUUGAGAUCAUCAAGAAGCUGGAGUGCCCCGACCCCCAGAUUGUGGGGCACUACAUGCGGCGGUUUGCCAAGACCAUCAGCAAUGUGCUGCUCCAGUAUGCUGAGAUCAUCUCCAAGGAUUUUGCCUCCUACUGCUCCAAGGAGAAGGAGAAAGUGCCCUGCAUCCUGAUGAACAACAUCCAGCAGCUCCGUGUCCAGCUUGAGAAGAUGUUUGAAGCCAUGGGUGGGAAGGAUCUGGAUACAGAAGCCAGUGAUAUCCUCAAGGAACUGCAGGUGAAACUGAACAACGUCCUGGAUGAUCUGAGCCGAGUCUUUGCCACCAGUUUCCAGCCACACAUCGAGGAGUGUGUGAAGCAGAUGGGUGACAUCCUGAGCCAGGUGAAGGGCACCGGCAACGUCCCCGCCAGCACCUGCAGCAGCGUUGCGCAGGACGCCGACAACGUCCUGCAGCCCAUCAUGGACCUGCUGGACAGCAACCUGACGCUCUUUGCCAAGAUCUGCGAGAAGACGGUGCUGAAGCGGGUGCUGAAGGAGCUCUGGAAGCUGGUGAUGAACACCAUGGAGAAGACCAUCGUCCUACCCCCACUCACAGACCAGACGGGCACGCUCUUGAGAAAACAUGGCAAGGGGACAGAGAAGAGCAGGGUGAAGCUGCCCAGUCACACUGAAGGCACACAGAUGAUUUUCAACGCGGCCAAGGAGCUGGGGCAGCUUUCCAAGCUGAAGGACCACAUGGUGCGUGAGGAAGCCAAGAGUCUGACCCCGAAGCAGUGUGCUGUGGUGGAGCUGGCACUGGACACCAUCAAGCAAUACUUCCACGCUGGCGGCGUGGGGCUGAAGAAAACGUUCCUGGAGAAGAGCCCUGACCUGCAGUCGCUGCGCUACGCCCUGUCCCUGUACACCCAGGCCACAGAUCUCCUCAUCAAAACCUUCGUGCAGACCCAGUCGUCGCAGGUUCAUGGUGGGAAAGGGAUUAGGUUUACCCUUAGUGAAGAGGUUUAUCCUGAGAAGGGCUCUGGCGUGGAUGACCCCGUGGGGGAGGUGUCCAUCCAUGUGGAGCUGCUGACCCACCCCAGCAGUGGCGAGCACAAAGUCACCGUCAAAGUGGUGGCUGCCAAUGACCUCAAGUGGCAGACCUCGGGCAUCUUCCGGCCCUUCAUCGAGGUCAACAUCAUCGGGCCCCACCUCAGUGACAAGAAGAGGAAAUUUGCCACUAAAUCCAAGAACAACAGCUGGGCCCCCAAGUACAACGAGAGCUUCCAGUUCACUCUGGGGACGGAGACGGGCCCCGAGUGCUACGAGCUGCAGGUGUGUGUGAAGGAUUACUGCUUCGCCCGGGAGGACCGCACCGUGGGCAUCGCCGUGCUGCAGCUGCGGGACAUCCUGCAGCGCCCCGGCGGCGCCUGCUGGCUGCCCCUGGGCCGCCGCAUCCACAUGGACGACACCGGCCUCACCGUGCUCCGCAUCCUCUCGCAGCGCAACAACGACGAGGUGGCCAAGGAGUUCGUCAAGCUCAAGUCGGACACGCGCUCAGCCGAGGAGGGCAGCAGUUAGGGUCCUGUGGCCCCCCGCCCUCGCCCCCCGCGCCCGGCCCCUGACAGAAUCCUCCAGCCGUGUAUAAGCCAUAGGAGUGGCCACAGAGGAGUCGCUGCCCGGCGCUGGGGAGGGGGUGCUGUGGCUGCAGUGACAGACCCUCCCCUCCCUCCCCGGCCACCAUGGCUGGCUGCCAGCGAUGCCGGGCACAGCCAGGCCCCCGUCACACCCCGCAGGAAGGUGCUGGUGUUGGGGGGGCUGCAGGGAGGGGCUGGAGCUGAGCCUGGCUUAGGGGAGCAGUCUGCCCUUCCCCAGCCUGUCUGAGAUGGAGGAGCCCCAGUGGUUCAUCCCUGAACCUCCACCGUCCCACCCAGCCCCACACCUCAGCGAGUGACACGAGGAAAGGGCUGCGGGGUGUGUGUGUGUCUGGUGCCAUGUGCGGGUGUUGCUGAGUGGCUGGCACAGCGUGAUGGCCCCUUGUCCCCAUCCCUGAGCGUGGCGGUGUGUCCCGAGGGCAGGGCAGCUGCCAGCCCUGAGCACAUACGUGUACAUAUGUAAAUAGCUGUACAUACAGGGCAGCUGGACAGGCUGUGUCCUGUACCCGGAAGGGCUAUUGGGGCUGUUGGGUGGGCAGGUGCAGCCCCCACGGGCCCUGCACAGGGUCCCCUCCCUGGCUGGCAGCAGCAUCACCAGGGUCGGGAGCAGCAGGGAGCAGCCCCCGGCCCAUAUCCUGUCUUCCCUGCCUUGCUGCCACCGUGGGCUACCCCACUGCCCCCCACAAGGUGCCAGGGCUGAGGGUGCCUGAGUAGAGGUACUUGUUCCUCUUUGCUCUGGCCGGUGGGGACCAGCAUCCCUGAGCAAUGCAGCCCAUGGGAUCUCCUUGGCGCAAGAAAACCCUUCCCACCCCGGCCCAGAGAAGCCCUCCCUCCCUCCAGUCCCCCAGUAAGCACCAGUUCUGUGCCCCCAGUUCCCCAGUGAGCACCAUUUCUGUGUGCUAAGUGGUGUGCAUGUCUCGUGCGAGUGCCUGGGAGGCCUGGGUGUGCGGUGCUGGGGUGGCCACCCCAGCUGGCCAGUUUGCCCCGAGUCUGGGGCAGACAGAGGCCUCAUGACCCCACAAAUCAAUACAGCUCUCUCAGCCCCUCCCAUCCCAAAACAGGGUACCCCAAAUGGCCCCCAUGCUCUUUGUCUAGAGGGUUUGCCUGGGACCAGAGGGUUUCACUUUGCUCUCUCGUUUCUGUUCAAUGUUUACACCCUUUUCUACCGGCUGCUCCUGCACGGCCAGGCUGGGGCUCGGCCCUGCAGCCCGACCGUGGUGCCCUGGCCCUGUGCCCCUCCCCAGAGCGUCCUGUUUGGCAUGUGAUUGAACUGACCAAUUCUGCUCCUGUAGCACAGUGUCACCGAUGCCUGUGUGUCUGUCCCGCCCCCUGCGGCGGCUCCCAUGGAUGCAUGACAGUGAGAUGUUUUGCACUAUUUUGAAUUUUUUGGGCUCUGUAAAAAUAUUUUAUUAUAACUGACAUUAAAAAGCACACCCUUCA
Molecule: messenger RNA, 7030 nt
Organism: Passer domesticus (house sparrow)
Lineage: Eukaryota; Metazoa; Chordata; Aves; Passeriformes; Passeridae
Gene: UNC13A
Product: unc-13 homolog A
Exons: 44
Coding region: 123-5516 (1797 amino acids)
Biological process (GO): synaptic vesicle priming; synaptic vesicle maturation; presynaptic dense core vesicle exocytosis
Cellular component (GO): presynaptic active zone cytoplasmic component; synaptic vesicle membrane; neuromuscular junction
Molecular function (GO): phospholipid binding; calcium ion binding; syntaxin-1 binding
Source: RefSeq, a predicted model, not a curated record